UCUAACCAAUCAGCUCAGCGUUCGCAAACUUCCUCCUGGAUGUACCGAGGGUUUAUAAACGACAGCCAGGCUGACAGACACAACAGUCGUCUGCUAACCUUGUGCUGUCUUCUGCAAGUACGCUGUAGCCGACACAGUGAAGAGCAUCAACCAAUCAUGAAGGUCCUUCUCCUGUUACUCUUCGUCAUUGGAUUGGCAGCAGCUGAUGCCUGGCCUGGGAGGAUAUAUAGAAGUGCUGAUCCCGGGCUCAAGGCACGUGAAGCAUAUCUUGGAGUGGAUUAUAUAAAGCUCAAGGCACGUGAAGCGUCUCCUGGACGUGCCGCGCGAGCUGUGUGCCUUAUUGGAGCAAUACCAUACCAGUGUUGACAGAAGACGCCAUGAAGGGUGACGAGCGACAAUAAAAGCACCUGGUAAUAAAGCUCGAAAUGAC
This is a messenger RNA of Ornithodoros turicata, 430 nucleotides long. RefSeq lists its product as uncharacterized. NCBI's taxonomy places the organism in Eukaryota, Metazoa, Arthropoda, Arachnida, Ixodida, Argasidae. The transcript is spliced from 7 exons. The record is from RefSeq and is a predicted model, not a curated record. Bases 40 to 366 code for a protein of 108 amino acids.